Rhopilema esculentum is the source of this 5093-nucleotide messenger RNA. Its product is annotated as synaptotagmin-14. Lineage: Eukaryota; Metazoa; Cnidaria; Scyphozoa; Rhizostomeae; Rhizostomatidae. Gene Ontology annotation, molecular function: phospholipid binding. The record is from RefSeq and is a predicted model, not a curated record.
AAUAAAGCCGCCCUCAUUCCAACAUCUGCUGUGCAAGAAUUUGUGCUGCGGUAGAGUCGAUAAUCAGCACCCACAACAAUGCCCUUCUCUACACAUAUUUCGCUGAAGGCUUCAAUAACAGAUAAUCUACUUGCCUGAACAUACUUUUAGAGUUAAUUUACUAGCAUGGAAGAUUCUAUCAAGUUCAAAGCUUAGUUUCUGUUGCGUUUUGAUGCGGAGUAUUCUGAUAUUGAUAAUGAAUCUGAUGGAAUUCAAUACACGAACGGAAAUAACAGGAAACAAGGGCACCUGGGCUUUAGUGAAAUAGAGGAUGCAAACUUCAACACAGAUAACUGCUCAAGCUGCUUCUCCCGCAGUUCCCGUGCCAGCCAUCGUAUUCCUUUGUGUUCUGGUUGGUUGUAUAGUCAUAUUAUGCAUCGUCUACCAACUUCUGAAGAGAGACAUGUGUUGCAAGUUCGAUAUAGGAACAGAGGAGACACAAAAGACCCCACAAAAGAAUGGCUACAUGGAACUUACACAGGAAUUCUACCCCGAGGAAACUGAAUUUGCCACUACGGAUGAUGAGUACUUGGGAAGAAUGUCUUCGAAGGAGCUCAGCCGCAGAAGUAGUAGAAGAAGUAGCUAUGACAUUAACAGUCGAUCUGACGGCGAACUUGCGCUUGGUGACAGUGCUUCAAAUUAUGGAUACGGCCACCAUACUGCAUCUGAAAGCGAGCUUUCUCCACAGCCAACACGUAAGAUCAUCUCGGCAACAGGUGAGCCAAUUGAUAUCCGAAUAAGUGGUCCUGAUGAACAAGACUUCAUGUCUCAAGCUGGGAAGCUUUUACUUGAAAUCCACUAUUUCGCUACGACCUCAAAAUUAAAUGUGACAGUUAUCCGCGCGGCAGAAAUUCCUUCAAGGGCAAGAGGAGGAGCAUCAACUGUCCAAGUUCGCCUCGUGCUGCUGCCUCUCAAACGCUUGCGCUUUAAAACAAAAGUGAGACCAGCCUCGAACCCAGUAUUCAAUGAGACAUUCUCUUUUCACAACGUCGAUCAUGGCUCUCUUAGCCAAUCAACUCUCAGAAUUCGCAUGUACGGCCACGAAAGAGCAAGCAAAGAUAGGCUGAUUGGUGAAAUCGAGGUUCCACUUUCUGAUUCUGACCUUGCUGGCUUAUCAAACGAGGAACCGAUGUGGAAAACACUGAAACCGAGAGGGCUAACGAGUGCUGAUUCCCUGUAUGACCUCACUGACACAUCCAGCCUGCAAAGCUUUGGUUCAGCAACUGGAUUUGGCUCAAGCUCAUCAAUCACUUUGGCGCAUGGGGGCUCCCCGGAACUACUCGUUUCACUUUGCUAUACAUCGCUGACUGGACGUCUUACUGUUGAAGUCCUGAAAGCCAGCAAUCUGAGAAACUUCCAAAUGCAAAGAGCACCAGAUACGUACGUGAAAGUACAAGUUCUAUCUCCACGUGGAAAGGACGUUGCAAAAAGCAAAACCACAGUGCGACGAGGGAUGUAUGACCCUGAGUAUAACGAAAGCUUUGUGUUCCAAAUGGCAGAGUCGGAUCUUUCUGAAAUAACGCUCUUGUUUUCUGUCAUAUCGAUAUCGAAAAAGCGAAUAAAGAAGGAUGUUAUGGGAUGGUUUGCUCUUGGCAAAAGUUCAAGCGGAGACAAGGAGACUCGGCAUUGGAAAGCAGUUCUUGCCAACAAGGAAACAAGUGUUGUCCACUGGCACACACUUUGCGGAAGAGUCUAGGCGAAAGAGUGGAUGAAUGACGUCAUUUACAAUUCUUGGAAUUUGGAAUAAGCUAUGUAUGAAUUAUUUCCGUGUAUGUAGCAAGUUAAUGAUGCAGGAAGCAUUAUUCAUGGAUCUCAUUACCCAUUAUAUUGUCUCUUGAUACCACCAAUGGAUUCAUCAUCGGAAAAUGCAGAGGAAACUCAAGCGAAGAAUGACGUCAUUAUAGGGCAAGAUAUAGCAUGACGACGCAUGGUAUAAAACAACAUCAUUUUACUCCCAUAAUUCAAAGCUCCUUCUCAAGCAAUAAGAAUUAAAAACGAUGAUUCUAAUUCAGUAAUUAGGCUAAAUUAUCGACAUGAAGCAUAUGCUUACAAAUUUUUAAUUGAUUUAGCAAAUAUACAUAUGGGACAAUCCUUCAAAAUGAAAUGUUUGAUUAAUAAAUUUUGAAUCGUGAACAAUCUUUUCAACUUUUUGGUAUCUUUACGUAAAGUCAUUUGAAUUUAGUCGACAAUGUUAAAGUCGCUAAGUUCCUCGAUUUUAAUUGUGUAAAUUUCCUACAUCAUGAAUACAAAUCAACGAUACCAAUAUGUUUUAUCGCCAAGAUUUGAGGCAUUUCAGAUUGGGAAGAAGGAAAAAAACAAAUUUGUUGAGUCGAAUAAAACAUAUCUAGUAGCUUUUAAUAUCAUAUUCUAGUGAAAUUAUUUAUUUGAUGAUAACGUAGAUGAUAGCAAUUGAAUUAUGUCUACUUGAAACGCUGAUAAGUGAAAAUCUACUUUGGUUUAAUUUUGCAACAAUCUACGUAAUUAUUCGUAUAAAGCAAAAUUUCAUACAUCAAAUUAUCUAAUGAAAUUUAAGAAAGGAGCUUUUGAUAGUAGAAACUUUCAUGGUAUCUACAAUAAUAAGAUUUGGCCGAUUAUUAUGAUAAAAUGUAUCAUCAGUCGGGACACGCACACCAAUAUUAUCGUUUUAAGAAUAUCAUCCAUCACGGUUCAAACUCAGAAACUUUGUUUACACAUACGUAAAAAGUAUACCUCAAAAUUCAAUUGUUGAAUAUUCUAGUUUACCUGAAGUAUCAUACAUUCACUGGACUUUUACCGAUGAUCCAUUUUUAUGCAUUUCCCAACAAUAAAAAUCGAUAAAAUGUUUUGCAAAACCCGAAAGUUUCGACUAUUAAAGCAACUACUAUGCAAAUAACAUCAUAUAUCAUAGCAUAACUUAUAAUGUAUUUUAACUAAUUCGUACAACGUCGUUUAGAGUAUGUCAUAAGAUAUAUGUAGAUGACAUUAUUCAUGUUCAACGUUGUGCUGUUAACCACUGAUCUGCUGGAAAAAUAGAUAUAGGGAGAGAUAAAAUUUUCUGGUGGACUUACAUAGCACGACUCUUCGACGUAAUAAUGCCUGAAGAAGCAAGUAACGCAAGACUUGUCACAAAAGGCUGUCUCUCAUACAGGGAGUCCCUUGUGAUAAAAGGCAAACGUUUACCAUUUGAACUCUUCAAAUAUAAGGAGAAUAAUUUACUUCAUAUUAAUAGCCAACAAAAGAUGUCAUUCUACAUCUCAUCAAGGUAUUUUCGAUCCAAUCCCCCCCCCCCUACACUUUUGUCAUUAUCCAACAUUUUCAUACUCUGUCGUGUAAAGGAAAAACAUCAUUACUGUGCUGCGUUAAUUUACCACUUCAUUGCUUAAUUAAAUACAUUAUUUGUAGACAUCUGUACUUUUGUUAUAGUCACUUUUUUCAAGUGAAAAUUCUGGUCAAGGUAACACAAAUUGCAAAUUGAUUCAAAUAUCUAACAAAAGUAAUGAAGGUCCUCUUCCAUCAUAUUCGCUUAAUCUACAUUUUCCAUAUGACGUUCAUAUAAAUCUCCUGCAGAUCUUCCUCGAGUAUGCGAAAUUUCCAUUACAAAUAAAUUCAUAUUUUGCCCAUACGAAAACUGAACAAGCAAAAAAGCUCCACAAGAACCAUUUGCCACUGACUGUGCAACCGAUCUAUGUUUUAGUUUUCACUUAAAACAAAACAGAGCUGUUGACAAAAGAACAUAUACUACAGGCCUAUUAUUUUUAUCAAAACAUUCACAUAUAGUCAAUGAACGUCAGCUGAAUUAAUUAAAAAGCACGCUUUAAUAUCAUACAAUUUACGUUGAAAAGAUUGCUGCAUUCACGAGAAAGUUUAUAAGCAUUACCUAAUAUUUAAUUAGCGGCAUGAAAUGUUCUCAAUGACCCACACAGCACAAAAUGUUCAAUUAAAGAAAACUUCAGGCCUCCUGAAAAGGAAGAUUCCAAGGUUUCAUCAAAAGCUUGCCAAAUUGUCACGGCAUGGAAACUUUUAAAGCUUAUAGAUUUUAUCAUUUCACCGUGCAUGAGAGAUGUAGUCAGAGGGGAAGAGCCCUAGCAAGGAUUUGUAACAUGGAAUAGCUGUAUCGUACAAUCAGUGCUGUCAGGAUCUAUUGUUCUUCGUCAGAAACUCUUUCCACGUCCUCACACGAGAAUCUGUUGUUGCCAACGUCACAGCGUAUAUUUUAACUAAAAGCUAGGCAAAAUCAAGGAGAUAUUUUCAUGUACUGUUUACGGAAUAAAUGUCAUAUUAGUGAUUCAUUCAUAGUGUGUUCAAGAUGCAAGAGGGCAGUUUAUUGUGUUUUGAGCUACUCCCCACACAGUGACCCUUACAAGUUGGACUUUCAUUGCAGGAGAUAACCGGUUUCCCUCUUAGAAUGCUCCCUGCUGUUCUAUUCAAUUCUACAUCUUCUCGGAACAUCAGAUAAAGAAAAUGAAAGAAAGAUGACGGUUAAAAACUCACACUGAGGUUUUAGGUGAACAACGAAAUUCAUCGAGACACUGCCUUAAAGCAAAUUAGAAUGUGCAAGUAGAAAAGCAAAUUCGCUAAAUGUAUUCACAGAAAAAUCAUCAUCGACAAUUUGCAUUCAUCACGCCUUCUACCAUCAAACAUUGUGUUCUUCGUCUUUUCAAUGCUGAGAUUCAUGCCCAAUGCGUUAUUGCUUUAACGCAGAUGCUCGAUCGAUUUUAGAUUCAUUAAAAAGGUCAACAAAACCGUAAUGAUUUUCCCCAGAUUUAAAUUCUGAGUCCCUGGAAAUAAUUACCAUGAAUUUUUUAUGACAACUGGACUAGAAAACCAGUGUUUGAGACGUUCAUAUGAGAUAAUGCCUGAAUCAAUCGAUUUACCAAUGCAAACAUUUCAAACAGCAGAUGUUAAGAUAUAUUAGACACCUGAAGCUUUAAGAAAAAAGAGAAAACGGGCAAAUCAUCUCCCUGUAUUGAAAUACCAACAUUAUAGCUGACUGCGAAAGACUUGCGAGAGAAGCAGUGGUUCAUUCUAGCCCAACGUCAAACUCAAGCAAAAGGGGUCUGGUAAUCAUGCUAGCC